CUGCCUCUCGUUCGACCUCCCUAAGUGUAUUGAGAGCAUACAAGCAUAAGGGGGGGACCUACAGGCUUAGAAAGAGGAAGGAUCAUUUGACCAUUCUAUAGCAAUUGGGAGUGUAUUGGAUUAAAAAAUAAAACGGUUUCAUUGUCACCAACUGUCGUGACUGGUCGCUUGGACGAGGAAAUGCUUCUUAGAACCAAGUCUUCUCAGUUCCAAAGAUCCACUACCCUCCCUGUGGAAAUAUCCUAUAAGCAACAGCAUCUGCUUUUGUGCAUCACGGAAAAUUUCUUACAUUUCCUGCAACAAUGCGUUUCCACCAAACAAGUCCAACAAAUCCACGCCCAGUUACUCGUUCACUCCAUUCACAAACCAAACUUUCUGCUGCGCAAAAUCAUUCAGCUCAAAGACUCCAGUUAUGCCAAUCGUUUCUUCUCCCACAUCCCGUCCCCCAACGAGUAUGGUUUUAACAUAAUGAUCAGAGGCCACGCUACUACUUGGCAGCAUUUCGAUUCUGCUUUAGAAUGUUAUUGCAAGAUGAAGUUUGUAGGCUUAAAACCGGAUAAUUUUACAUACCCCUUUGUGUUCAUAUCUUGCGGGAGUCUUCCGGCUGUUGACCUAGGGAGAUUAGCUCACUGUGAGGUGGUGAAGAACGGGCUAUGUUUGGAUCUUCACGUUAGCCAUUCGUUGAUUACGAUGUACUCAAAGAUGGGUAAGUUGGGACACGCACGCAAGGUGUUUGAUGAAAUUGUUGACAGAGAUUUGGUGUCAUGGAAUUCGAUGAUUUCUGGGUAUUCUCAGAUGGGUUUUGCCAGAGAGGCUGUGGAAUUGUUUGGGGAUAUGAAGAAUCAGGAUGUUGUACCUAAUGAGAUGACACUUGUGAGUGUUCUUGGAGCAUGUGGCGGCUUGGGGGACUUGAAUUUCGGGAGGUGUAUUGAGCUCUUUGUUCAAGAAAAUAAAAUUGAAGUAAAUUCAUAUAUAGGCUCUGCUUUGAUUAAUAUGUAUGGGAAAUGUGGUGAUUUGGUUUCAGCUAAAAGGAUCUUUGAUGGCAUGAAGAAGAAAGAUGUAAUAAUCUGGAAUGCAAUGAUUUCAGGAUAUGCUCAAAAUGGAUUUUCCGAUAAAACAAUUACUUUAUUCAACACCAUGAUGGAGGAAGAAAUUCACCCUAAUAAAAUCACACUGAUUGUGGUGCUAUCCGCAUGCGCCUCUAUUGGAGCCUUAGAUAUUGGAAAAUGGAUCGAUGAAUAUGCAUCACGGAAAGGAUUGAAGCAUGACGUAUAUGUUGGUACAGCGUUGAUUGACAUGUAUGCAAAAUGUGGAAGUGUGGACUCUGCACACCAUAUCUUUGAAAGCAUGGCCAGGAAAAAUAUAGCCUCAUGGAAUGCAAUGAUAUCAGCUCUUGCAUUUCAUGGAAGAGCCCUUGAGGCACUGUCUCUAUUUAAUCAUAUGUUGGCCGGGGGUGAUGUUGACCAGCCAGAUGAUAUCACAUUUGUUGGGGUCCUUUCAGCAUGUGUGCAUGCAGGAUUGGUCGAUGAAGGUUACCGAAUGUUUAGUUUGAUGAGAUCUUAUGGUCUUGCUCCAAAAAUUGAGCAUUAUGCUUGCAUGGUUGAUCUUCUGUCUCGUGCUGGGUGUGUGGAGGAAGCAUGGGACUUAAUUGAGAAGAUGCCUGAGAAACCUGAUGAGAUUUUAUUAGGUGCAGUGCUUGGUGCCUGCAAUAAGGUAAAAAAUGUUGAGAUUGGUGAGCGAGUCAUGGAUCUUAUUCUGAAUAUGGAACCAUCCAAUUCGGGUAAUUAUAUUAUUUCUUCAAAGAUUUAUGCAUACAUGAAGAGAUGGGACAAAUCUGCGAGGAUGCUUAAAUUGAUGAAAGAGAAAGGGGUGACUAAAACACCUGGCUGCAGUUGGGUUGAGAUAGACUCUCAUGUUUUUGAAUUUCUUGCUGGUGGUUCAUUAAAUCAAUAUGCGAAAGAAAUUUAUGAAGUUCUUCAGUUGCUAUAUGAGGAGAUUAAGCCAGAAGCUGACACAUCAACAACUGACUUUGCAUAAAAGUCAUAAUUUUGGACAUGCUCUUUGAUAUUGCUGAUGAUUUUGUCUGAUGUAUGCUUAAAAUCAAUACUUAGCAGUUGAAAAUGUCAGAAUGUUACAAAAUAAUAUUGCAUGCAUAAGAUUCAACAUCCAUGAUUGAUGGUGUCUUAGCUGCUUCGAUCUGACCAUGCUUAAAAGAGCACAUAACAGGAUAAAGCUUUAGAGCAGCUCAAGGUGACAGAGAGCAAACCUGUUGCUGUUGGGCAGAAAAUGGACCUGGUAUUUUAUACACUCCAGAGGGGUUUCUUUGACAUGGACUUUGACCAAAUAUCAAAAAGCAUUGACAGGGAAAAGAAAUGCUUUUGUAUUCUAUGUUGUUCUUCAAGCAUUAUUACAUUGUAUCGUGUUUGCCUGAAGCAGAAGAUAGCAGAUGCACUCAUGCACCAGAGAUCUUCACAGUACAAGGCAUUCAUCUCCGUCUUUUAUGAUACUCUUUUCGUAGACUGGCUACUCUGGGUGUAAAUGAGAAGAUAGAGAGAUUGGACGAAUACAUUAGAGUCGAAGGG
Molecule: messenger RNA, 2582 nt
Organism: Cuscuta campestris
Lineage: Eukaryota; Viridiplantae; Streptophyta; Magnoliopsida; Solanales; Convolvulaceae
Source: the annotation of a GenBank genome assembly